Molecule: messenger RNA, 2630 nt
Organism: Abrus precatorius (Indian licorice)
Lineage: Eukaryota; Viridiplantae; Streptophyta; Magnoliopsida; Fabales; Fabaceae
Product: pentatricopeptide repeat-containing protein At3g18970
Exons: 2
Coding region: 763-2193 (476 amino acids)
Biological process (GO): RNA modification
Molecular function (GO): RNA binding; protein binding
Source: RefSeq, a predicted model, not a curated record
AAGCCAUUCUCGACAUUCUUCUCCAUACGCGCCCAAGCAUAUAGCUUCCGCUAUAUUGCGAUUCCUUUCUGCAACUCGCGAAUUCAACUCCAUAGUUUGUACUUGACAGAGGGAUCUUAGUGCAUGACCCGGAAAGAAAAUGCACAAUCGUAACGUGUAUGAACAAAAGUGCAUGGCCCAAAAGGGCUGAAAAAAAAGCAGAGUAAAUGUGCUGUGCUUGAAUGAUGGACAAUCGUAAUGCUUAUUGGAUUUUUUACUCUGGCUUGUUCUUUUGAUUGGAAAUUAACUUGCAUAAAGUUGGGAGUCUUCCAUAUUUAUUCAUUUUGACCAAAUAAAUAAAGAAAUUGUUAUUUUGCUUCGGUGAAUUGUAUAUGGUACUUAUAUUUGAUUUUGGUAAUUGUGUACAUUAUUUCUUAUGGUUAGCUGUUUUUAAAUGAAGAAUUGACUCAAAUGCCUAUCAGGUCUCAACUGAAUUGAGUCAAGGAUCUUCUCAGAUGAAUGAGGAUGAAAUCGAUGAAGGUUUUCGAUCAGAAUUGGAUAGAAACACCGGAGUGCUUGGAUAUGGGGAUGGUGCUACCCCAACAGAUUUGUAGGGCUCUACAUCAGCAUUGUCUGCCAUUUAUGAUCUGCAGAUAAAACUUCAGAAGUUCUAUAUGAGUUGUCAAAUGAAGGUGAAAUUAUAUAACACAGAAAACCUUCAAACAUCAAAUGAAUUUCUUAAGCCAAGAUUUUUAAUUUCUUUUACGGGUUGUAAUUUGCCUCAUGCUGAGCUGCCUUCCAAGACUUAGAUGCAUUUCUUUCUUGUAUUCUUUUCCCAAAUUGACCAACAAUAUAAAGCAAAUUCAUGCCCAAUUAAUCAUUAAUGGACUGAAAUCUCCCACCUUCUUGGCCAAGUUAAUUGAGCAUUAUUGUAGGUCCCCAUAUCAGCACAUUGCCAAUAAGGCACAUUUGGUGUUCCAGUACGUCGACAAGCCAGACUUGUUUCUCUUCAAUACUUUGAUAAGAUGUGUUCAUCCCAAUUAUUCUAUUCUUAUUUUCCAAAAUGAGUUUUCCAGGGGAGUCUUGUUUUUCGAUGAUUACACCUACAAUUUUGUUCUUGGAGCUUGUGCUCGUUCUCCUUCAGCUUCAACUUUAUGGGUAGGUAGACAACUACAUGCCUUGAUAGUAAAACAUGGGUUUGAGUCAAAUAUUUUGCUUCCAACUACCACAAUACACUUCUAUGCAAACAACAAAGAUAUUAUCUCAGCCCGAAGUGUGUUUGAUGAAAUGCCAAAAAGAAGCAGUGUUACCUGGAAUGCUAUGAUAACAGGUUAUUGUUCCCUAAAGGAAGGAAAUAAGAAAUGUGCUCUUAAUGCAUUGUCUUUGUUUAAUUACAUGUUGAUUGAUGUGAGUGGAGUUAAACCAACAGAUACUACCAUAGUUUCUGUGCUUUCAGCGGCUUCUCAAUUGGGUGUGCUGGAAACUGGUGCUUGCAUACAUGGGUUUGCAGAAAAAAUAGUGUGUGCUCCCGAAGAUGAUGUGUUUAUAGGCACUGGGCUUGUGGAUAUGUACUCAAAAUGUGGAUGUCUUGACAGUGCCUUAUCUGUCUUCUGGCGAAUGAAUGAGAAGAAUAUCUUGACUUGGACAGCGAUGACUACUGGCCUAGCCAUCCAUGGGAGAGGCAAAGAAGCCUUGGAGAUUUUAUAUAAAAUGGGAACUUAUGGUGUGAAGCCGAGUGAAGCAACUUUUACAAGCUUAUUGUCAGCUUGUUGCCACGGUGGGCUCGUGGAAGAAGGCCUUCAAUUGUUCCAUGAAAUGAAGAGGAAGUUUGGUGUGAUGCCUCAGAUUCAACAUUAUGGUUGCAUUGUUGACCUUCUUGGUCGUGCUGGAAAGUUAAAGGAAGCUUAUGAUUUUAUCUUGGGAAUGCCAAUUAAUCCUGAUACUGUAAUAUGGAGGAGUUUCCUUGGUUCAUGCAAGAUUCAUGGGGAUGUUGUCCGGGGAGAGAAGGUGGGGAAGCUUCUUAUCCAGUUAGAAGAGCAGAGUUGUACCGUGUUAGCUCCGAAGAGCGAGGACUAUGUAGCUCUGUCAAAUGUUUAUGCUUUAGCAGAAAGGUGGGACGAUGUUGAAACUGUAAGGAACAAAAUGAAAGCCAAGAGAAUUGUGAAUAAAGCUGGUUCUAGCUCUGUUCAAACUGUCAGCGUGGCUGUGUUGUAAUUAUAAGUUGAUAUUUGUUUUAUCUUUUUAAAAUUAUGCUUGCAAGACAAUAAACCCAUCAAACAAAGAAAAACAAUAGUAGAAAUAGCAGCGAUUAUACAGAGUAUGGCAAAAAUACUCUUCGUCAACAAAUUGGAAAUAUGAGAUGUCCAAACAGCAAUAUAUGCAAGGAUGUGUAUAACCGAACAAGAUAUCUACUGAUAUACAGGUAUGAUAUUACUAUAGUAUUAUUUCUUAGCUUUUUUCUAUUUAUCACAAGUUACUGGUUUCAUUAAAAUUCACGAGACUCAGUAGAACGAACACUAGAGAGGACGGAUUUUGAGGCUGAGCAUUCGAUGAAACCUGCACAGAUUGUACUAAAUGGCCACUCAGUUGGAUAACCUGCACUUUCCUUCCCGCAAGUCCUUUUUCUUUUCUGUCUGAGUAUUUUCGGAUGU